UCAUCAACGGUGAUAGAUAAGUUAUAAAAGGAAAAGCUUGAAAGUGGCUCUUAACGAUUGAUACGAGUCGUAAAAUGUGGGUUUUGCAAGCUGUAAAUCUCAUUGCAUGGAUCUGAUACCUUUCUUCUUCAUUUUUACUUUUUUCCUUUCAUGUUUCUCGUGUUUCACUUUUCUUCAACACACUUGUCUAUAAUCUAUCUAUAUAUAUAAGCUCUGGUUACAUAUCUAAAUCGUUCCAUUGUGUUUUGCCACACUUAUAAAUAACAUCUUACGUUUCAAAUAAAUAUACACUAUAUAAUGUCUAACAUUCGUCCAUGGUUCCGUCUCUCUAGCAUCGCUAGACCAACAUCACAAGGUUCAAGCGAGCCUCCUCCACCUCAACCCCGACCAACUCCACGCCGUACGGUCGUAGUCAGACCUCCGGCAAAACAACCGUCACCUCCACGUCAGCGACAACCUCCUUCACCUCCACGUCAGCAACAACCUCCUUCCCCUCCACGUCAGCAGCAACAGCCUCUUACCCCUCCACGUCAGCAGCAACAGCCAACUUCACCUCCUCAAGAGCGGUCCCCAUAUCAUUCACCUCCAAGUCGCCACAUGUCACCACCGACCCCACCAAAGGCUGCGACACCACCGCCGCCACCACCUCGGUCGUCAUACACGCCGCCACCAUCUCCCAAGGAAGUUCAAGAAGCCUUACCACCGCGAAAACCAAACUCACCACGGAGUCCAGCUCAUUCAAGUCGGUCUACAUCAUCUGAGUCAGUGAAAACUCGGUCUGCAUCAGAGUCAGAGAAUCAUCGGAAAGCACCAUCACCGAGAGUACUCUCACCUUACUCUCUCCCACCUUCUCAGUUACAUUCGGAACGGGAAACCACUCAGAAAAACAUUCUCACUGCCGAGAAAACAAGCCAAACCCACGAACCAAGUCAUCAUAACCAGAACCAUAACUACAACCAGAACCAUAACUAUAACCAAAACCAUAACCAUCAAGGCAACAACCCCAAGAAGAUGCAUCGUCAACCAUCUACUUCCGAUUCUGAGAACAUAAUGAGCACACGAGUCAUCACCAUUGCAGGUGAAAACAAAGGUGCUGUAAUGGAGAUCCUGCGAUCUCCUCAAGGCAACAAAACAGGAGGUUCAGGAACACAUUCCUCAAGGGUUUCACACGGCACCGGAGAGAAAGGACGUCGACUUCAAAGCAGCAGCAGUAGCAGCAGCGACGAAGGAGAAGGGAAGAAGAAAACGACGAAGAACCCCAACAAUGGCAAUAGUAACCUCCCCAUGAAAGCUUUUAUGAACAGUAACGUUCAGAUGAUAAACAACUCCAUUGUUUACAACUCGACGGCAUCUCAUCAUGAUCCCGGCGUUCAUCUUAAAAUCUCCCGGAAACCUGGCUCCGACAAUGGUUUUCAUGUCAGUGAUUACGGUAAUAAUGGCGGAUACACCAACUGAUGAAAAAGAAGAAUAUAUCACGUUGGGUCUGGGAUCUUCCGGAUUAUUUAAAAAAAGAAUAAAGAAAAUAUGAGUGAGGUUAAUGGUUUCUGAUUCUUCUCUAAGCUUUUGGAGACCCUCUCACUUCUAUGGAGGCUUUGAUUCGUUUACUUUAAAACGAACCUUUUUUUUUUUACUACUUGUAAACGCCCCUUUGGUUCUCUCUGCCCUAAUUAAUGAGAAAUCUCUCUUUCAAUAAUCAUGAAAUCAUCCUAUUAUUACUA
Messenger RNA from Arabidopsis lyrata subsp. lyrata, 1718 nucleotides. Its product is annotated as serine/arginine repetitive matrix protein 1. Lineage: Eukaryota; Viridiplantae; Streptophyta; Magnoliopsida; Brassicales; Brassicaceae. Bases 298 to 1455 code for a protein of 385 amino acids. The record is from RefSeq and is a predicted model, not a curated record. The transcript has a single exon.